This is a messenger RNA of Adineta ricciae, 684 nucleotides long. Lineage: Eukaryota; Metazoa; Rotifera; Eurotatoria; Adinetida; Adinetidae. The record is from the annotation of a GenBank genome assembly.
AUGGCUAAGUCGAAAUCAAAACCCAAUGAAAUAAUCAAUUCCAAGUUCAGUACAAAGUCAACUAGGAUCAGCACGAUAGAUCCUGCUGAACAAUCCAAUGUUGUUUAUCGAAAUGAUCCGAACUAUUUUCAUUCCCUCCCGUCACGUGCAAAACCGAAGUGGUCCGUGUCACGAUGUCUUUGCAUACAAUUGUUGGUGUUGUUAGGUCUUGCGACGCUGGCAGCGAUUACCAUACCAAUGGUUGUGAUCGUAUUAGAUUCGAUAUCGUCAUCACCGCCAUGUGCUUCCACCUAUUCUGACGUAUUUACAAAUGGAAUUACUCCAACGACAGCUCAAUGUACAGCAUGGAGAGAAUUUAAAAACAACUUGAUAUGUGCUUCAUACUCAAAAGUGAGAAUGUACGGGUCAAAUGAUCCAAUAGGCAUAACGUCGACUGAUUCAUCUGUAGCCACUGCUCUUGCAAUAGCAUUACGAUACAAUACAACGAUUACUACUGUUUCGAACGGAGUAACAUGGCGAGUCGGUGCUUGCGGUAGUGGUUACGAAAUUAGUGCAACUGGAACAAUAUGUUCCUGUCCGACUGGUUACACAAUUCGACCAUGCAUCGGUAGUUCUAAUUGGGGAGGAAUUAAUAGCGCAACAUGUGGCGCCGCGACACAAACAAUGUCUCUUUAUUUCGAAUGA